AUGAACGCGGAUACAUACGGUCGGAAAAGUCCCAGUGGUCAAAGCCAUGAUUACGAUCAACGCAUGGCUGUUGCGUCGUCUUCAAGUGCAAGUUCGAGCCGCCUAGAGGGGGACGAUAUGGCACACAUACCUGGUUCAGCGGAUUGCCUCUGUUCUGCAUGCCAUCUGAGCAGAGAUGUUUUCCCUCGAAGACAAGACGGGAAGAUCGAGCUUCCAAAUCCUAUUCUGGUGGCCUCCCACAAGUUCGGAGGAAGACACCGGAGCGUACGCGCUACGGCGCAUACUAUGAGCCAGACAGAUCCAAUGCGCCUGCGUAUUGACGCGGAAUUGCGCGAGCCCAAUCCUAGAGGAUUUUCACAGUUGUCUGGACCUGGUGUCCCGGCAAAUCUUCCAGAGUCUCAGUUAUCCUUCCCACCGUCUAUACGGACCUUUAAGAUGUCAGCUGACCUGGUUCUGCUGCUCAUGCCUAAUUUAGAAGCAGAUUUGGUCAAAACCGAACGAUCACAGACUCCAGUUCCAGAGAGACAUACAGCAAAAGAUCGUGCAAGGCAAUCUAAAAAAGCAUCAUCGCAACCCAAGUCAAGGGCGGGUAGACACACUUCUUGGCCAGAUCCAUAUGAAAAUGCGGUCGAAGAAACCUUUCCUCAGUUGUUCGACUCCCGCGUCGGACUCGGUAUACGGGGAUUGAAUCAAUCGGAAUCUUCCACAAGUUCGCGGGCAAUCAGUAAUUCUUCAGGCCCAGAUGGCAUCAGCGGACAAAUGAGCAAAUCAAGCUCCGCUAUUUCCCAUGGGAAUGAACGAAAAACUCAAAGCAGCCCCUCGCCUAGGAAUGUUCAUUUUCCCGGGCGGUAUGACCAAACGACAUCAUCCCUUCCAGCGAGUGAGCGACCAUCCACGCCACGCGAGAUUAAUUCUAUUGAGGAUCCACUUAGGGUCAUACGAUUCAAUUCGUGUCAAAACCCACAGCCCAGCACGUGUGUCCCACGCAAUAACGUGGGCGAGGUCGUUCAGGGACGUUCUCAAAUACGCUUAUCACCAGAGCAAAUACCAACAGGGACACUACGGUUUCAAGAUCCCUUGAUGCCCGAAUCAUUUCCUACGAGUGUGGCAAAAUCAAGGGAGUCCUCGACAAGUUUUCAAUUGCGAUGGGAUUCUGACGAGGAGAAGAAGGAAGAAGAGCAGCCUGUUUUCAGACAGUCUACAUAUCCUUCCACCUCAACUGUCCCAAGAGAUGCCUCCGUUGUGCAGGUAAAGUGGGACUCAGAGCGCAAGCGCAGACAAGGUUAUUUUUCACAGGAGGGGGUUGAAAAGUCUCCCUUCAGACACUAUAACAAAAGUAGUGACUUUGAUCCUAAUCCUUGA
Molecule: messenger RNA, 1362 nt
Organism: Psilocybe cubensis
Lineage: Eukaryota; Fungi; Basidiomycota; Agaricomycetes; Agaricales; Agrocybaceae
Exons: 8
Coding region: 1-1362 (453 amino acids)
Source: RefSeq, a predicted model, not a curated record